This is a messenger RNA of Symbiodinium sp. CCMP2456, 324 nucleotides long. NCBI's taxonomy places the organism in Eukaryota, Dinophyceae, Suessiales, Symbiodiniaceae. The record is from the annotation of a GenBank genome assembly.
AUGCAAUCCCUAAUCAGAUGUGUGUCCAAAACACAAAAUCUCAUGACUAGUUGCACCCGCCGUGGCCUCUGCUGGCUCAGCCUCUCAGCACGCACGUCGCUCUGGAAAUUCCAGUAUUGUCCAUAUCUCAGAUGGUCCUAUGCCUGCGCAGACUGGACUUCAUGGGCUGCACUUAGGUUGGAGGCCGCGAAACUGCAAAGAUCUCAGUGGCUGGGCUGCUUCCGCCAGGUGGAGGCCGCCACACUUCAAAGCUGCCAGCGGCCGGGCUUCCGCCAGGUGGAGGUCACGCCUUGGGGACGCUGGCGCGAGGCUCUCUGGCUCUGA